ACAGGGGGCUACACUUUCCCUUGCUGCCUCCCUCCUGCAAAUAAAUCCGCAUGGUUAGGACGGUUUUGUGGCUCCAUCUUCCCUGCACGAGAUGUUCUCUAGACUCUCCUGCAGCGAGGCGUGGAAGGGAAACUUUACAGGGCUCCGGGAUUCGGAACGCGUGACCAUGGCAACAGAACGUUGUGCUGACCGUCUCCUUAGCAACGGGCGGGCGCUGCUCCCUGCCUUGCCCCUUUGCAGGCGCUGGGACGGCAGCCGGGGGCCCACGGCUCCCCAUUCCCUGAGCCGAGGGUCCCUGCGGGGGGCUGGGCCACGAUGGCUUUCGAACUGGAAGAAUAUCUGCGGGCAGCUUUCCGGGACAAGCUGCUGCUGCCGAAAAUGCCUGAAAGAGAAGAUGACUACCUGACCCCUGCCACCCGCCUGCUGGAGAAGAGGAGGGAGCUAGCAGAGGUGGAACAAGCCCUGUUGGCACAGAAAGAGGAGUUCCAGAUGAAGAUGGAGAGCCUGCAGCAGCGCCAGAAGGAACUGCAGCACAAGGAGGGGCAGUUCAAGGAGGCUAUCUUCAAAUUUGACAAGUUCCUAAAGGACAAUGACUCCAAGCGGAGCCGGGCGCUGCACAAAGUGAGUGAACAGCGGAAGCAGGUGGUGCAGAAGGCUGUGGAGGCCAUGCGGUUGCGCCAGGAGAUUGCCCGGCUGCUCGUGGAGAGGGACAGGCUGCAGCGGCGCCUGGAAGCUCAUGCCAUCUUCUGGAGCUACCUCCAGGCGGUGUUGGAGAAGACCGAGCAGUUCCAGGAAAUCCAGGCGCUGAUUGACCGCUUCAGGACACUGACUGCCACCAACGUGUCGCUGGUGCAGCAAGACCUGGGGAGCCGGGAGGCCAUGGCGGAGAAGCAGGCCCAGCUCCAGCAGUACCUGGAGCAGAGCAACAAUGAGAUCAUGCAGCUCAACAACCAGCUGGCCGUGCUGCAGGCCCAGCAGGAGCAGGCCCGGGCCAAGGUGCACCAGUGGGAGUCCAAGUGGACUGAGAUCCAGAACACAGCCGCCAAGAAGACCCUGCAACUGGGGCAGAUCAAGAUGGCUACCCUCAACCUCUUCCAGCUGGUGACAAAGCAAAUGAAGCUGCAGGUGGACGUCCCCCUGGAGGACACUGAAACCCAGCUCGACACGGUUCAGCUCUGCAUGCUCGACCUGGCUGACAUCCUUGCUGACCUCCGCAAAGUGGACCCUGCACCUGCCAUACAGCCCUCGCCUGCUGCUGCCAGCUAAGCCACUCAGCAUCCUCCCAGCUGCACCCACCUCCACUCUCCAUAGACCUUGUGCUAACAACCACCAGACCUUUGUCAGAGCAGUUUCCUCUCCUGCUGCCCCAUGGAAUCCCCACACCUGCAGCCUUUGCCAUGUGCUAUGGCCACUUCUACAGACACAACCUCCUCUCAGCCAAAUGGACAGGCCCAACGUCAGGACUUUGCUGCUUUGGGGAAGGCUCCUGAAGUGCAUGGGACAGAAGUCAGUGAGCUUCAGGUAUUUCUAGCCAUCAACUCUUCCUAUAGAUGCACCGUUAACCCCGAGGGCUGGAGUCUUCCAAUCUUCUUCUGGAACAUCAGGACCUAUGUAGAAUGUGCAGCCCCUCUGGGGAAAUACUUCGCUCCAUCCUUCAGCAAUGCAGGGAUUAAAGCAGCAAGAGCCUGACCCAGUUUAAAACACUUCAUCACCUCCUUGAUUUAGUUUAAACAAAGUUCCAAAAUCCAAACUGUGCGUUCACAACAGCUGGGGCCAAACUAGCCUGAGUCAGUUUCCCCAGCCCCUGUCUCCUUAGCCUGGGGACAGAUAUCCCUUUAGGCUGUUCUCUGCGUUGCACACACAGCAAGGAGGUUGAAAGACAAUAGCAAAAAUUGUUUAUUGGAGGCUAUUAUUUACAUUAACUUUUGAUACAAAGCUUAGUUCAGUUUAGGCUAGGAAGAGAGACCGCGUUUUAAAAGCAAGUCAAACUCUGCUCAAUUUCCCCACUUUGCAUACUGCCAUGCAGCCCUGAGUAAGAGAGAACAGCUGAGGGGACUCAGGAAGCAUUUAAAGUCUCAAGCAAGUAAUGUUUUCCUCACUGCAGGUGGCUGGCUCAGGGCCUACACAUGGUGCCUCUUGCCACCUGCACUGUUAUAGGUAACACUGGAUUGCAGAAGUAUCUCUAACUGUCCCAGUUCGUACUGGCCAUAUUGUGGCUGCCCAUUGCACCUUCAUUCAUUUUCCUUCGGGGACAUCCCUUCAUCUUUUUAUGUGCCAAGAGUAGAGCACCUCACAUAGCUGGUAUUAUCAGAGGAGAAAAACACCCCCCAGCUCCUCUGGAGAAAGCAUGUGUGCAGUUUGAGGCUCUUUAUUAAAAGGGGGAUUUUCUGAUCA
This is a messenger RNA of Gopherus evgoodei (Goodes thornscrub tortoise), 2394 nucleotides long. RefSeq names its product cilia and flagella associated protein 73 (gene CFAP73). The record is from RefSeq and is a predicted model, not a curated record. Bases 316 to 1266 code for a protein of 316 amino acids. The transcript has 8 exons. NCBI's taxonomy places the organism in Eukaryota, Metazoa, Chordata, Testudines, Testudinidae.